GGGAACGAAUUCCAGUGCACCGUCUACAACGCCCAUCUCACCACCUCACUAACGCUCAGCUUGACUCGUAUUUGUUAUGCCUUUCGAAGGCGACCCACUAGCCCUCUAUGGCAAAAACAUUAUUGAAGAUUAUCAUGCCUCCCUCACUGCCAAGCUCCCUCAGCUUGACACCGACAAAACCGAUUUCUUUGACAUUUCCGAUGAAUCACUGCGAUUUUUCCCUGAGAAAAAGGUCGGAAUCUUGGGCGCCGGUGUCGGUGGCCUUUAUACUGCGUUGAUACUGGACUCCCUGGAUGUCGAGUACGAGAUCCUAGAAGCUUCAGACCGCAUUGGUGGCCGUCUUUCCACUUAUAAAUUCCCCAGAGGAAAUAUGUAUGACUACUACGAUGCUGGAGCUAUGCGUUUCCCCCUUCCGAAGAAGGAUGCACAGGGACGGUACAAGAAUGGGAUCAUGAAGAGCCUGGCCGAGUUGAUCAUCUAUCCGCCGCUGAAUCAAGGUUUAGAUCGGCUCUCGGACAGGCUUAUACCCUACUAUUACAAGGCUCGCGAAGGUCCCAACUUGAAACCGGGCUUCUACUACUUCAAUGGUGUCUACCAACCAGUUUCAAAAGAACCCAAGGGACCUUUCCGUGGUGAAGAGAUGGGUGUGGAUGCUGAUUAUAUUAAAGCGGGAGCGGAUGCUAUCAGCAGCGAUGUCACUAAACCGUUUGUCAGGAUGCUCAUAGAAGACCUCAAGCAUGGCGUGAAGAAAGGCUGGAAGGUGAUGAAGGAGAAUGACUCAUAUUCUAUCCGCGCAUAUAUGGCGUCUAAGUACCUCCCCAGUGCUAACCUUGAACUUCCUCCACAACAUCUUCCCAACGACGUCAUCAACUGGUGUGGGCUUCUUGGUAGCAGUAGCGGGGGGUAUAGCCACGCGUUGACGGAGUCGGUAUUUUCGUCGUUGGCUUUCGCCAAGGUUGGUGGAACAGACUUUGGUGACGUUGAUUGGAAGUGCUUUGAUGGUGGAUCGGAGGUCCUGCCGAAGGUGAUGGCAAAGGUUAUCAACGAAAAAAAGAGGGACCGCAUCCAUUUCAGCAAGAGAGUCACGGCUAUACGUCUCAGUGACUUAAUUAUCAUUCUCCCCUCCAAAUUUCCAGAGCAUGAGAUUCCCUCCGUGGCGGAGGAACUAGAGAAUUACUCUGGCUCUGGAGACCUUGUUGCCGAUGCAUCCGAGAUCAUUAGUGACCCUAGACGCAGAAAGAAGGUUAUCAUCCUCCGUGGGGCUGGUGUCAAGGUCUCAGUCAACAGCGAAUCGCGUGUCUACUCGCAUGUCAUAUCUACCCUCCCUCUUCCCGUACUUCGCACGAUAGACAUGGGGGGCGCAGAGAUGAAUACCAUGCAGAAGAACGCUCUGCGUCAGCUCCAGUACGGUCCUUCCGUCAAGAUUGCUAUACUCUUCAGGGAGCCGUGGUGGACAACCAAGCUAGGCAUUGUCGGCGGGCAAUCAUUCACGGAUCUCCCCAUUCGCACCAUCGUCUACCCGUCUUAUGGCGUCGAUUCUAAUGCUAAAUCCAGGGUGCUCAUGGCGAGCUACUGCUGGACGUCUGAUGCGGAUCGCCUUAGCUCUCUUGCUUCCCCAGAACAAAAAGAUCGGCUGAAGGAGCUCGUGCUUCGCAAUCUCGCAGAGGCGCAUGAACAUGCAGGUCCACCUGGUGUCCGUAUCACGUACGACUUCCUGCAGGACCAAUUCCUUGACAUGCAUGUCAAGGAUUGGAGCCACGAUCCACAUGCAAUGGGCGCAUUCGCGUACUUCGGUCCUGGUGACUUCCAAAAUUUGUACACCUCCCUCACUUACCCCGCGGCGAACAAACGUUUGCACUUCGCGGGAGAGGCGAUGAGCACUCGUCAUGGAUGGGUUGUCGGUGCGCUUGACAGCGCCUGGAGAGCUGUACACGAAUAUCUUAGUGUCACAAAGCAAGACGAUAAAAUGAAGAGAUUCAAGGAAUUGUGGGGCGAAAAUGUGGAGUGGACGAGUCCGCCGGGACAAUUCAAAGAUGACCAGUCUAACUUACUUCACGAACACCUUGGACUGAUUCAUCAAGCUAUCCUUGCAGGAGAGAUUCGACAUGCCGGUUAGUAAAAUCCAAGCGCCAUAGCGCGCACGUAGGUUUGGCGCCCGUACCAUGAAUAACAUGUACCCAGUACUCUUGAUUCGGACAGGAACAGCUAGCUUCUCG
This is a messenger RNA of Pisolithus orientalis, 2216 nucleotides long. RefSeq lists its product as uncharacterized. Lineage: Eukaryota; Fungi; Basidiomycota; Agaricomycetes; Boletales; Pisolithaceae. The transcript is spliced from 5 exons. The coding region runs from base 77 to 2116 and encodes 679 amino acids. The record is from RefSeq and is a predicted model, not a curated record. Gene Ontology annotation, biological process: amino acid catabolic process. Gene Ontology annotation, molecular function: polyamine oxidase activity; L-amino-acid oxidase activity.